Molecule: messenger RNA, 3903 nt
Organism: Haliotis rubra (blacklip abalone)
Lineage: Eukaryota; Metazoa; Mollusca; Gastropoda; Lepetellida; Haliotidae
Source: RefSeq, a predicted model, not a curated record
GCAACGACAGAGGUGCCUGAAGCAUCUACAGUUGUACCUCGAGUAACUGAAGCAUCGACAGUUGUAGCUCGAGUAACUGAAGCAUCGACAGAGGUGCCUGAAGCAUCUACAGUUGUACCUCGAGUAACUGAAGCAUCGACAGAGGUGCCUGAAGCAUCUACAGUUGUACCUCGAGUAAACUGAAGCAUCGACAGAGGUGCCUGAAGCAUCAGCAAAAUUUCCUGAACCAUCAGGAAAGGUGUCUGAAGCAUUAAGAAAGGAACCUGAAGCAUCUAUUGAUGUACUUCAAACUUUCACUGAGCAACCUGAAGUGAAGGAUGAAGCUGAACAUGGUGCAAAACCUAAAUCCAAAGGUCAAACUGUGCUCCCUUCCCAACACAUUCUGUGUGAUGAGAAUGUAUUGUCCUUAACAGAAGGCGAUGAUGAUCUGAGCAGUCAGAGGAAUAUACAAUCACUGAUGUCCGGUAAAUGUCUUCAUGGGAAACAGGGAAAGUCUUCUGCUUUUGAAUCGUUAGAAGAGUCCAUGAUUUCUGAGAUGUGUGAGAAAUUGAUGGAGGAAAAAGAUUUGGCCGAUUAUGGGAGUUUUAUUGUCAUCGAUAGCCCAGAAAAGAAUGUUGAUGAAAGUUUUGUUGUUGUUAGUGAAAAUGCUGUAUCUACUUCAAGUGAUAUCGUUGAUAAAGAUGUCAAGAAAGACACAGUGAUUGUAAAGACAAAAGACUGUUGUAGCCAUGUGUCAGUAGCAGAAGGAACAACUAAAAUAAGCAACACCAACAUUGUCAAGGCCAUGCCCAAAGACAGUCCAGUUUCAGCUGUGAAACAAGGAAUCCUUUACAGCCCAAUAACUGCACCCGAAACCAAAAAGACUUGUAUUAAAUCAGCGGCAAGGAUUUCCCCGACAGAACAAAAUAUCCUUGAAUAUGAAACUGGGUUAAUGAAAAGUGUGCGGCUUAAGUGGGACAGUCGGGGCAUUCAUAGACCUGACGAGAAUCUUACCUACAGCUCCUGGCUACGGAGGACACAAACCAAUAGAAAAGUGGAGCCAACUUUCAUCUUGGAGGGUAACAGCAGAGAGCCUCCCCUGUUCAGAAGGAUGUCUGUUCCAAAUUCAGAACUUUCAGAGAACUCGUCAAGACCUGAUUCUCCAGAACGAAAGAAACCACGAAUAGGUGGCACUCCAGGUAAGGCUGAAUGGCGAUGGCACAAAGAGCAUAAAAUCUGUGCUACAGAAGCAGCUGAUGGAAAUACAAACGGAGGAGAAGAGGCUGUCAGAUGUGAUGACCAUGCAACAAGAAGCAUAUCUGCAUAAUCUGAGGUUGAAGCAUGGCAAGAUGUUCCAAGCACUCCGUACUCAGCAGAACCUGGAGAGACGGCAGCACUUGGCUAUCUGGAACGGCUACGUCAGCCAGGCUCUGUUGGAGUACCAACUGAUGCAGCUGAAGCAGGAGCACAUGUUGCAGGUGAGACAGCUGGAGACAGUCAACCGCAUGGAGAUGCAGAGGGACAUUAAUGUCAUCAACCAUAACAGGCAGGCUCAGGCAAAACGUUUUCAGUCUUUGAAACUCCCGGCAUGGCAGUCGAUAAAGAACUUUGAGGAAAACACUGCUAGUGGUGCACAGAUGGAUGAGGCUCACACCACUGUGAAUCUGUGUAAGGGUUCAUUUCGGCCCGGUGGUGGUGAGAGGAAUACGGUGAAGGUGUGUCUGCCUGUGGAUGUUGCAGCGUUCAUGAUCAGGGAGGAUGAAGUCUAUGACACAAACUAUGAACAUUCGUAAUUUCUGUUGUGAGAAAUUUGUGGUAAGAGAGACAAAUAUGGGUGUCAUGGUGUCACUGUGAAGUGACUGGGUGUCAUUCUGCCACUGUGAGGUGAUAUGGUUGACUGGGUGUCAUUGUGCCACCCGGAGCUGACACGGUUGACUGGGUGUCAUGGUGCCACUAUGUGGUGACAUGGUUGACUGGGUGUCACGGCACCACUAUGAGGUGACAUGGUUGGCUGGGUGUUAUGGCACCACUAUGAGGUGACAUGGUUGACUGGGUGUCACAGUGCCACUAUGAGAUAACAUGGUUGAUUGGGUGGCACCACGAUGAGGUGACAUGGUUGGCUGGGUGUUAUGGCACCACUAUGAGGUGACAUGGUUGGCGGGGUGUCACGGCACCACUGUGAGAUGACAUGGUUGACUGUCAUGGUUUAAGGGUUGAAUGGGUGGCAUAGUACCAGUAUUUAUGGCGAAAUAUAUAAAUAGAUGUGAUUCAGGUAAUAUGGACCCAAAGGAUAUGGGCUGGUAGGUUAUGUUUUUAUGCAUAUUUGCUGUUUUGUUUGUAUUGACAUUUAACAUAUCAGCCUUAUUUAAAUGUGGUAUUAGUUGCAACCAUUUGUUGAUAAAAGAAGCUGAAGCACAAUGCAUCUUUCCCAAGAGUUAAAUAAGUGUAUCCCGGUCACUGUUGCUGCCAGUGAUAAAUGGAUUUGGCCAACAAGAGAAACAAUGGGACAGCCAGCUUACCUGAAAGACAUGAUUAUAUAUUUCUAUUUAUGUUUCUCUCUAGCACCUUAAAGAAGCAUGCUUUAAUGGUUUGAAAUGGUGAGAAUGUUAUGUCACCAUUUACUAUGAAACAGCAAUCUGUUACCUGAAAGCAUAAUAAUUCUAUAUUUUAUUUAUCUAUCUUUGUCAACUUAAAGAAGCAUUCUUUGAAGUUUUGAAAUGGUGAGAAAUGGUUCACUAUUUACCAUGAUACAGGAAUCUGAAGGCUGAUGUUUAUUUUAUUUGGAAUUGUGAUCUGUGUAGUUAUUUUGAUAGAAGAUGCAGAGUACUUACAGUUGUACAAAUAGAUCAUGUAAAUUAUCACAAUAUCAUUUAACAUUUUCUGAAUUCUAAUCAACUUUGGCAAAAUUAAUAUGAAGAUACUAAAAUUCAAUAGUUAUGUACAUAUGGUUGCUCUUUGAAACAUUAUGCAAAUAAUCAUGUUAUACAGUUUCCCAAUUGCGUAGAAUGAUGCUCACGAUGUCGAUCAUUGGAUUGUCUAGUCCAAAUUCAAUUAUUUACAGACCGCUAGAUAUAGCUGGAAAAUUGCUAAGGGCAGCAUUAAACAACAAAUAAACCAGGCUCUAAUUUUAUAGUCUAAAGUAUUUACUGAAAUGUAAAGUACACUACUCCAUCUCCUCUCCAUACAUGACUGCCUGCGAGGACCCUUACAAUGAAUUAAUUUUGUACUCAGAGUACACAAAAGCAAACCUAUCAGCACAGUGGUAGAGGAUAGAAUUUGAAACUGGUUAAAUUUGGGUAAAAUAUAAGGGAAAGGUUUGGGUGUUGGUGGGGGAAUUUUAUAUUUAUUUAUUUAUUUUAUUAUUAGUAAAAUAAUGCUUUUGACAUAAUAAAUAAUCAUAAACUUUAUUUAUCAGUUUAAUGUAAUGUUAUUAACACUCUGUCCAUCAGUUUGUUUACUUGUCUAGCUGGUUUUAUGUUUUGGGGUCUAUUUUAGAUGGGAGCAGAGUUGCCUCCCUUAGAUUACCAGAAUCAUGUGAGUUUACAUGCCAGAUUUUUUAAUUCAUUUUCUUGGUUUGCCAGUGCACCAUGCCCAUCCUAACUAUCCACCCACUUCACGCAGACAUGCAGAAAUAUGAAUGAAGUUUUGUUCAAAGUGGUCAUUAAACUAUACUCACCUUUUUUGAGAGAUGAACCAUUUAUGUUUCCUCCUCAUUUUCAUCAAUGUUUUAUGCCAGGUAUGGAAUGGUUCACCAUGUUUGGUGUUGUAUCAAGUCACUGAUGGAGAUGCCAGGAUCUAUUUGAGGGAAUACUGCCUACCUCUGAUCAGUGAUGAUAUUCUCAUAUGUAAGUCUCAUAUAUUGAUAUGUUGACCUGUAAAUUCAGAAACAUAUGUAAUAAAAAGAAAUAGUUUAUAUUAUAUUCA